Messenger RNA from Dimorphilus gyrociliatus, 4093 nucleotides. Lineage: Eukaryota; Metazoa; Annelida; Polychaeta; Dinophilidae. The record is from the annotation of a GenBank genome assembly.
UAUUUCAAGAUAGAGGUCAAGGUCAUCUCUAUUUAUAAAUUCUUUUCACUGUUAAGCAUCAUGCAGAAGCUAUAAUACAGCAGAACGGCUCGAAGUAAAUAUGAGAUUGGCCGCCGUUAUUCAAAAUCUUGACAAGUUACAAAAUUCCAAUGAUCAAUGGAACGAAGAUGAAACUAUUCAAGUUAGAAACUGUUUAACGAAAACUCUUCAAUAUAUUCGAUCGCAAGAUAAGGCUAAUAGGGAUUUUCUGGCAAAAAAUUGUAAUAACUCGUUAAACAUUCUACUGAGAACACCAAAGUUGAGCGAGGAUGAAAAAAUAACAAAGUUAACUGUGGACAUUUUAGGAGAUUUAAUUUCAUCAUCCGGCUCUUCAAGGCUAGUUGCCUUAGUUCAACAAGGAGUUACCCAAACAGUUUUUACAUAUGUUGUGAGAUUUGAAAACCGUAGCGGAUUCUUAGAAAUACUUUUAAAUUGUUUUACAAUAAUAACAAAGCUAGCAGUGAGAGAUAAGAAAGUUGCCACUAAGGCACGAUUAACUGGCGCUUUACAGGUUUUAAUUAAUUUGGUACGGGAACGUUCAACGUACUAUAGAAGUAUUAUACCAAUUGUUCAUGUUCUAAAACUUUGUUCGGCCAGCGCACUAAAUUCGUCUUAUAUGGGAAAAGAGAAUAUCCUAGUUACGUUAAUGAAAAUUGUAAAUGGCUGCGGACAAAAGUAUACUAUGCUUCUCAAGUUCACUUUAGAAACUAUAUCAGUCUUGGUUAAGAAUAAGAAUAAUGCUGCUAGAUUAGUUGGCGGUGACGCCCUACCCACUCUGUUAAACUUGUUUGUUUUUUGGCAAAAGUACGAAAAUACUAAACCAAGAUUUAAUGCUAUUCGAAAAGGUCUAUUGAGAAUAUUUAAACGUGUUGCUAUGCUAAAACAAGCCCGAUGUAUUUUAAAUAGUUGUGGAGCUUUGGAAAUCCUCUCGGACAUUUACGAAACUUCCGAUUCAAACGGGAUGCUUUUAUCUUUAAUUCUUCGCCGAUUAAUACCUAGAAUUAAAGUUUGCUCUUAUCCGGUACAACGUUAUAACCUUCCCGAGAAUAAUGACGAAGAUGAUCCUGAAGUCGAAACACCUUUAUAUAAUAUAUCUCUUAAUUGGAAUGAUGUUAAAAAUUAUAGUGUAUUCUUCCCUGAACUUACUGAUUUUGAAUGUUUUGCCGAUAUAUCUGGUCCUGGUCCAAAUACUAGUACAUCGGAUGAUGAUUUCGAAGUAUCUACAUCCGCAUUUUCAACAGCCAAAUAUGAUUUUCGCGUUGAUCCUGAAGAUUACUCUAGAAUAUCUAAAUAUGCAAAAUCAGUUGACGAAUUUAAUAAACUGGCUUAUCCCGAUAUGUAUGGUCAUUUACGUUCAAACGAUGAAAAUCUAUUAAAUAGAAAAGAAAGUGCCUUUAAACGACGUAUUUUAUCGGAUGUUAAAAGGGUUUUUGACGAAGAAUUGAUGAAUAAAUUGAUUUAUAAUGUAGAAGAAUUAACAACAACAACACUGUCUUCAUCUUCUGCUAGUGAAUUGGGUAAUAAUGAUAUUCAACGAAUUCUAUCCGAACGUAAUCAUGGUUUUGGUUCAAACGAAUUAGAAUUUAAUUCAAGAUUCGAAAGUGGUAAUUUAAAGAAAGUUAUUAAAAUUAGAGACUAUGAAUAUGAUUUGUUCCUAAAUUCUGAUGUAAAUACCAAUUCUCAUCAUCAAUGGUUCUAUUUUGAAGUUAGAAACAUGUCAGCUAAAACAACUUAUACAUUUAAUUUAGUUAAUUUCGAAAAGUUAAAUAGUCAAUUUAACUUUGGUAUGCAACCAGUUCUUUUCUCCGUAAAGGAGAGUUUAAAGGAUGGGAAACCUAUGUGGAAGAGAUGCGGUACAAAUAUUUUCUAUUAUAAGAAUCAUUACGAAUAUCAAGUUGGUUCGGAUUCGAGAAACUAUUUUACGGCAUCUUUUCAAAUAGAAUUUCCAUUCGAGAACGAUGUCUGCUAUUUAGCUUACCACUACCCUUACACUUAUACCUACCUUCGCACUAAUUUAGAGUAUUGGAGAGAGAGAUCUUGCAAGAAUGAUAAUAUUUACUUUAGAAUUAAUAAACUUUGCGAAACUCUUGGUGGAAAUGACUGCCCAGUUGUUACCAUAACUGCCCCGCCUAGAACAAAAGAUAGCCUUGGUCUUGAAGAAUUUCUUUCCCGUCCAUACAUAUUUCUAUCGGGUAGAGUACAUCCUGGAGAGAGUAACGCUAGUUGGGUCAUGCAUGGCCUAAUAGAUUAUUUGCUAUCCGAUGUAGCUCAACUUGUACGUGAGAGCUUCAUUUUUAAGAUUGUUCCGAUGCUGAAUCCGGAUGGUGUUAUAAACGGUAACUAUAGAUGUGGUUUAGGAGGUGAAGACCUAAAUAGACAUUGGAUUAAUCCUACAAAUCUUCAACCAACAAUUAAAGCGACAAAAUCCCUAAUACAUUAUCUGGUAGCUGUAAAUAAGAAACCUCUUGUCUUUUGCGAUCUUCACGGCCAUUCUAGAAGGAAAAAUGUCUUCCUAUUCGGUUGCAAUCCGAAAGAAAGCUGGAUUAGCCCAGACGUAUUUAAUCCAGCUUUAAAAGAUCAAGGCUGGAAAACCUUGCCUAAUCUAUUAGACUAUUAUUCCCCUGCAUUUUCAUUAUCAAAUUGCGCUUUUACCGUUGAAAGACCAAAGGAAGGAAGCGCAAGAGUAGCCGUGUGGAGACAGUUUGGCAUUGUUAGAUCAUAUACAAUGGAAUCGACUUAUUGUGGAUUUGAUCAAGGUUCGAUGAAGAAUAAACAAGUUAAUACCAGUCAUUUGGCCUUUAUGGGAAGGAUAUUUGCUGAAUGUCUGUUGAAGUUACAAGACAAAGAGAAAUUUGCUAGCUCUCCACUGGAUCCGGAAGAAGAGAACAACGCUCCUCCUAAUGGUCUCGGUGACCUAGAUGACAGGGAGGACAGCGACCUGAUAUCCGAAGAAGAUUACGACGAUGAUUUUCUACUCGAGGUAGAAGACGACGAUGACAACGACAACGAUGAUGACAUCUAUCUCAAAUAGAGAAGGAGAGAAGUCAAACUCUUACUGUGUUACGAUACAAGUGCCUAAAAAAAAAAGAAAAAAAAACAGAGAAAACAUUAAAAAAUCCUAAAUAUUAACCUUUUAAGUUAGUUAAAUCAAUUCAUUUAACAAAAAGAAGAAGAAGGAGAAAAAAAGCAUUAUUGUAUCUCAAAAAAUUAGCUGCUCAAAUUAUUUUCAUUUAAAAGAAAAGUAAAAAACAAGGCAAAUUAGAUUCCAAAAAAAAACAAAUGCUUGAAAUUAUGUUUAUUGUAUUCAUUAUCUCUCUCUCUCUCUCUCUGUCUCUCUCUCUCUCUCUCUCUCUCAUUCAUUCGUUAUCUAUAAGAAAAUCUUCCCUUUUGUGAAAAGAAGGGAUAAAUCUUAUGAGGCUUUCUUUUAAAAGCAUAUUCCAUUUAAAACUGAUUGAUUUUGCCAUAUUGUUUGAUUUUAUUCUUGUUUCACCUUUAUUGUUCUCAAUUCAUUUUGAAGAAUUAUUGCUUAUAUAAGACUUUUAUUAUUGAUAAAACCAUUAUAAUGAUGAUCUCUCUAUUUAAUUCAUUACAGUUAUAUAUAUAUAUAUAUAUAAUUUUAGGAACUUAUGCUAUUUCUAUUUUGUCAAUUUGCUUAUUUCUUUGUCUUUCUGUCUUUUUAGUUAUUUUUAAGCCGUUUCUUUUUACUAAGAGAGGUGUGAAUGGAAUUCUACAUUUGAUUACUCUUUCCUGAUAAGUCCGUUCCCUCGCCUACUACUCCAACUAUUAUCUUCUCCCUAAUUUUUAUCAAGUGUCGGUGUACUUGGUUUAUCUUGUUAUUUACAUGUUUUAGAUAGUCAUAUUUUAAGUCUUACAAAAGAUCCUCUUUCGUUUUUAACUGCUUUAAUACGAAACUAAUCAUGAAUUGAUAUAACUUUAAAAAUAUAUUUAAAUGUGAUCAGACUUGCAACUGACCAAACAAAAAAUUGUACUUUAUUGAUUGUUUUUAUUUAUUUUUUGACCUAAUUUUUUUAAUUUGAAUAUAAUAAAUUAGAAA